Labrus bergylta (ballan wrasse) is the source of this 1970-nucleotide messenger RNA. It is a transcript of the gene marchf4b, whose product is annotated as membrane associated ring-CH-type finger 4b. Lineage: Eukaryota; Metazoa; Chordata; Actinopteri; Labriformes; Labridae. The record is from RefSeq and is a predicted model, not a curated record. Gene Ontology annotation, biological process: protein ubiquitination. Gene Ontology annotation, molecular function: ubiquitin-protein transferase activity; zinc ion binding.
CGUCUGGGAGCUGUCCCAGGAAUCAUGGUGCUGAAGCUGCAGCACCGAUUCAGCAGCCAAUGAUCACAGGAGAAUCCGGGGCUACGGAUGCUUUCACCCAGAGCAGGACAGUCCGACAAUCGUGUUGGAUUAUAACGGAGAUUUAAACCCAUCGGCUUUUUCCCCUGGACAUGGAAAUUCGAUAAUUGGGGAUGUAAGCUUCACACAGACUUGCCAGCGACCUGCAGUCUGGCUGGAGAUCUAUGAGAAAAAUCCCGAAACUGUGAGUCGUAGACAUCGGGGUAGCUCGCCAGCUGUUCCAUUUAUUGAACUUAAUGGCUUCAGACACUUGUUUGCAUCGAUGGGAUUUAUUUGCCUUUUGGAUUUACAUUCUGGAGGGACGACAAUAAAAUACUUUCAAUUAUAACAUUUUAACAAAGAAAAAUAAAGUCUGCUUUAACCCAAAAAAUCGCAGGAAAACAGACUUUCCCACCCGUCCACAUAUGAACAAGUGUUUUGCUCAUGCCGGGGAUACAUACAGUACAUGCUGAUCUCGUCCAGCACCUUUGCACGGUGCUUUGAGUUUGUGGCCGGAGACAGCCUGAUGCUGCGCAGCCAGGGCAUGCUAAAGAGCCGCUGCUGCGUUCUGCUCGGUGACCUGAGGGUGCUCCUACUCGGGCCACCGGCACCACCAACACCGCUGCCUCCGCUGACCCCCAUGAGCAGCCAAACUACGGAAAGCCAUGAGACAGGCGUCACAGUACCCGACAACAACAACACGUUAACGCGGAGCCACCAGCACGCAGAGGACCGCGCUGCCCCACCUACCGCGGGAGCCACCGGGCCACCGGGUGGAGAGCGACCGGUGUCGGGCUGGGUGGAUGCUGCAGAGCUGUCAGCGGCCCUGCGUGGCUGCAGCAGCUCCUCUGAUGACUGCUCAAAGGGCAAACUGGAGGAGAGGUUUUCCCUCACCAGCUACACGGAGAGCGGCUUCAGGACGCCUGUGUGUCGGAUCUGCUUCCAAGGACCAGAACAUGGGGAGCUCCUGAGCCCAUGUCGGUGCUGUGGGUCAGUACGCUGCACCCACCAGCCCUGCCUCAUCAAGUGGAUCAGCGAGAGAGGAUCCUGGGCCUGUGAGCUCUGCUACUACAAAUAUCAGGUCAUCGCCAUCAGCACCAAGAACCCACUACAGUGGCAAGCCAUCUCGCUGACAGUGAUCGAAAAAGUUCAGAUAGCAGCAGCCAUCUUGGGCUCCCUUUUCCUCAUGGCAAGUAUCUCCUGGCUGGUGUGGUCGUCUUUCAGCCCGUCCGCCCGUUGGCAGCGACAAGAUCUGCUCUUCCAGAUCUGUUACGGCAUGUACGGCUUCAUGGAUGUCGUCUGUAUCGCACUAAUCAUCCACGAGGGACCCUCUGUGUUUCGAAUCUUCCACCGCUGGCAGGCCGUGAACCAGCAGUGGAAAGUCUUGAACUAUGAUAAGUCGAUGGACAGCGGCGACCUGAAGGACUCCGCUGUUGAAAGAACUGUGUCUCAGCCCAGCCCGGGCUUUCAGACUGGCCUAGGUGUGUCCACCUCCACCUCCUCACUGAUGGUGGUCGCCUCUACAGCUGCCGGCUCCACUUCUACAACCAUGGUAACCGCAGUACCAGGAGGACUGGGUACACAUGUGGACCCAAACAGCGGCAGCACAGUGCCAGACCAACACUGUCCCUACAACAUCCUCCACCUCCUCAGUCAGCUGAGGCAGCCGGAGGUCCGCAGCCAACCCAGCAAUAGCACAAGAGAGCUGGUCAUGAGAGUCACUACAGUCUGAGGAGUCAGUUGAGGCCUUAUCUCACACGGAGGUGAAAGUUUUAUCAACCAGCUGACAGUUGAAAAAAAAAAAAGUCUUAUCUUGACUGCACUGGAUUAAUACCAUGUUUGUUGUUUGUUUCAAAAUGCAUCUCUGCUGUCCUUACAUGGAUUGAAUAAAAGUCAAAGUUGUUUAAUUUGCA